This is a messenger RNA of Cyclocybe aegerita, 2541 nucleotides long. Lineage: Eukaryota; Fungi; Basidiomycota; Agaricomycetes; Agaricales; Hemipholiotaceae. The record is from the annotation of a GenBank genome assembly.
AUGGUCUAUCAUAAUCUCAAGGCGCUUAUCAAGGGUAUUCGUGCUUGCAAGACUGUCGCCGAUGAACGCGCUCUCAUCCAGCAAGAAUCCGCCGCAAUUCGGGCAUCCUUUCGGGAAGAGGACUCUUUUCAGCGGCACAACAAUAUCGCAAAACUCCUGUAUAUACAUAUGCUGGGAUCCCCCGCCCACUUUGGUCAGAUCGAAUGCCUGAAGCUCGUCGCAAGCCCCCGUUUCUCCGACAAGCGGCUAGGUUAUCUUGGGAUUAUGUUGCUACUGGACGAAAAUCAGGAGGUGUUGACGCUGGUUACGAACUCUCUGAAGAAUGAUAUGAACCACUCCAACAUGUACGCUGUGGGACUUGCCUUGUGCACAUUCGCCAACAUUGCAUCUGAGGAAAUGUCCCGCGAUCUCGCCAAUGAAAUAGAGAAACUCCUCGGAUCAAGUAACACCUACAUUCGCAAAAAGGCAGCUCUCUGUGCCCUUCGGGUAAUCAAGAAGGUCCCAGAUAUUGCAGAUCACUUCACGGCCAAAGCCAAAAAUCUGCUCACUGACCGUAAUCAUGGCGUCUUGUUAACAGCCAUUACACUGGUCACCGAAAUGGUUCAGAUCGACAAUGCAAUUCUGGAGGAAUUCAGAUCGGCUGUUCCUCUGCUUGUCCGAAACUUGAAAUCGUUAGUCACAACGGGAUAUAGUCCAGAGCAUGACGUGUCCGGCAUCACGGAUCCUUUCCUUCAAGUCAAGAUACUGAGGCUCCUAAGAUUACUGGGCAAAGGUGACGAGCAGGCGAGCGAGACUAUGAACGACAUUCUUGCCCAGGUUGCUACAAACACGGAUUCGACGAAGAACGUUGGAAACUCGAUUCUUUACGAAACAGUGCUAACAGUGCUGGAAAUAGAGGCUGAUACGGGACUGCGAGUUAUGGCAAUCAACAUCCUCGGAAAGUUCUUGAGCAACAAGGAUAACAACAUUCGAUAUGUUGCUCUCAAUACGUUAAACAAGGUCGUAUCGAUGGACACGAAUGCAGUCCAACGUCAUCGAAACAUCAUUCUUGAUUGUUUGAGAGAUGGUGACAUUUCAAUCAGACGGCGGGCACUCGAGCUCUCAUAUGCGCUAAUCAACGAGCAAAACGUCCGGAUUCUUAUCCGAGAGCUGCUUGCUUUCCUCGAAGUUGCAGACGAUGAAUUCAAGCUCGGAUUGACAACACAAAUAUCUCUGGCCGCAGAACGUUUUGCGCCGAAUAAACGAUGGCACAUAGAUACGGUAUUGAGAACACUUAAAUUGGCAGGGAACUUCGUUCGGGAGGAGAUCCUGUCCGCCUUCAUCAGGCUGGUUGCUCACACUCCCGAAUUGCAACACUACACGGCGUCGAAGUUGUAUCUGGCUCUCAAGGCAGACAUUUCUCAGGAAUCGUUGACUCUGGCUGCCACAUGGAUUAUCGGUGAAUAUAGCGAGAUCAUCGUACAAGGUGGCAUUGUUGACGAUGAGCAAACUGUCAUGAUCACGGACAAGGAUCUUGUGGAUCUAAUCUUUUCAGUGAUGGACUCACCUUACGCCAACUACCUCAUCCGCCAAUUCGUCCUAGCCGCAAUCACCAAGAUUGCUGCCCGCAGCACAACAAGUCCGGCAGAACAAGAUCGUAUUGCCGAGGUGCUCGCUAAAUAUACCACCAGUCCCGAGCUGGAACUACAACAACGUGCAGUCGAGUUCGCCAGUCUGUUUAGCCUAGGUGAAACCAGAAUUGGCGUCCUGGAGCAGAUGCCACUUCCAGAGCUGAAGGCAACAGUCAUGGGUGUCGUCAGCGAGAAGAAACCUGUUGGAUCAACCAAGGGAAAAGAGGCUGAUCUUCUCGGAGACGAAGUGCCAGCGACACCUGGAAUACCGAAUGGUCAACCCGCCCCAUCCGCCCAAUCAAAUCAAGACUUGCUUGCGGAAAUUUUUGGCUCAUCAUCGUCAACUGCACCUUCAACUACUGUCUCACCUCCAACCCAACAGAAGUCGACGGUAGACGAUAUUCUCGGCCUCUUCGGCUCCACGGGUACUGGUGCUGCAGCCUCUCCAGCACCUCCAACACCAUACCCUGGUGUCGCUCCAACUUUCCCCUCGACGCCCGCCUCAACAUUCCCACCCUCCGCACCUGCAGUGUCAACACCUGUUCCGGCUGCUCCUCCUCAACAGAGGCUAACAGCAUACAGCGCCUAUGACAAGAACGACCUCAAGAUCACACUGACCCCGCAGACAUCACCUGCUAAGCCGGGGAUUGUAAUGAUUUUGGCCCGUUUCCAGGUGUCAGGAACAGAAGCAGUGACCGGAUUGUCCUUCCAGGCCGCAGUUCCAAAGUCCCAACAACUUCAAAUGCUACCCAUGUCGAAUCCCAGCAUCAAUCCAGGUGCUGUUGAGACUCAGCAAAUGAGGGUUGUUGCCCCAGUUGGCAGCAAUGUCCGCCUACGUCUCCGCAUUGCCUAUACUUAUGCUGGCCAAAACUAUCAAGAUCAAGUGGACUUCGCAGGCUUUCCACCAGGCCUCACAGGCACACCCUCAUAA